Tripterygium wilfordii is the source of this 1563-nucleotide messenger RNA. RefSeq names its product protein ENHANCED DISEASE RESISTANCE 2-like. Bases 276 to 1181 code for a protein of 301 amino acids. The transcript is spliced from 3 exons. The record is from RefSeq and is a predicted model, not a curated record. NCBI's taxonomy places the organism in Eukaryota, Viridiplantae, Streptophyta, Magnoliopsida, Celastrales, Celastraceae.
AGAGGAUCUUCCUUUGCUCCUCUCUGCAGCAGUAGCCAUUUGUCCGUUGGUAAGAAAUAAAGUAAUUUCCCACAAAAGUACAAAUCAAAAGGAAAUAAAAAGAAGAAGGAAGAACUAACUUUUGGAGGAGGCUCUCUUCGAAACUUCCCCAACUAAAAUCACAAGAUACAAUCACAGACACAACCCCUUAUUUACGAUCUCUCAAUCCUUUCACAGUUGGUGUUUCUUCAGGAGCAUCUGUUGCUCAGAGGGGCUUCUCUACAACUCAAGGACAUAUGGCCAGCUGUGGUGGCAGAAACGAGCCUGACUGGAUUAAAAGAGUGAAGUCUGGGGGUUCAGUUCCACCAGUUGGACCAGAUAAUUGCUCAUAUGGGUGGGCAUCGCCGCCUGGAGAAAAUUUCAUGGUCAGAGGUCCCGAAUACUUGUCAACCAGGAAUAAAAUCGCUGGUGGUCAAUAUCUUCUCAAGCCUAUUGGUUUUGAUUGGGUUAAAGGCUCUUUAAAGAUUGGGGAUGUCUUGAAUCAUCCAAACAGCCGUGUCAGAAAGGUCCUUGAAGAGGAGUUCCCAACUGGUGAUAGGCCUUUUGUAUGGGCUUUCAAUCUACAACUACCAAGCAAGGAUAACUAUAGUGUUAUAGCUUAUUUCACAGUAAGCAAGCCUAUUCAGGAGGGAUCCUUGAUGGAUCAAUUCUUAAAAGGGGAUGAUGCUUUUAGGAAUUCUCGGCUGAAGUUGAUUGCCAACAUUGUCAAGGGCCCUUGGAUUGUGAAGAAAGCAAUGGGGGAACAGGCCAUAAGCUUAAUUGGUCAAACUCUUUCCUGUAAAUAUUGUGUUACAAAUAAUUCUCUAGAAAUAGAUGUUGAUGUUGGAUCAUCCAUGGCUGCAAGUGUAAUAAUGCAUCUUGCGUUGGGUUACUUCACGACAAUGGCAGUAGACAUAGCUUUCCUCAUUGAGAGCCAAACUGAGUCGGAGUUUCCAGAACAAAUUCUAGGAGCUUUCAGAUUCUCUGAACUAAAUCCUGCUUCUGCUUCCUCAAUUGAACUAUCAACAGAUGCAAGUGCUGGUAACUUGGAGUCUUCGUUGCCAACACGUUUUUGGAAGUCAAUUGGGCAAGGCUUCUCUCAAUAUUUCCAUCCGGGUGCUCAAGAAGGAAGUUCUACCUCUGGCUCAGCCCAUGCUAAUUAAUGGAGUUGUUGAUCGUGAAGGUAGAAAUGAAGAUGCAAAGAAAUGAUGCCCCAGAUGGAUUGUACAUGCCCGUAGUUGAGAAAAAUACUGACACAGGUUGAGCUCCCACAUAUUGAAGCAUGAAGUUCUUGAUUAGCAGCCAUCCAUUUGUUCUAAAUUUAUUGCAGUCUGACAGUCUGUGUAUGGUGUAUUACCUUGGCAAUCGACGAGUUUUAUGUUAUUCGUUGACAAGAUGUCAAUAUGUAUUUACAAGUUCAUUUCACUGAUUUCUUGUCAAUUUAGUCCCUGAUAUUGUUGAUGAUGGAGUGUUGUAGUAAUUCCAGGUUGAUGUCAUCCAGUUUACUCUAUCAGGGGUGAUGAAUAUUCAAGCUGUUUUAAGAUU